Molecule: messenger RNA, 1415 nt
Organism: Melopsittacus undulatus (budgerigar)
Lineage: Eukaryota; Metazoa; Chordata; Aves; Psittaciformes; Psittaculidae
Gene: STUM
Product: stum, mechanosensory transduction mediator homolog
Exons: 4
Coding region: 46-456 (136 amino acids)
Source: RefSeq, a predicted model, not a curated record
GGUGGCCCGGCGGGGCACCGCCACCUUCGGUGCACGGCGCCGGCCAUGGAUCCCUUCCCCAAGGACGGCGAGAGCGCGGCGGGCGGGGAGCCCAGCCGGGGAGCGGCCCCCUCCAGCGGGGUGGUGGUGCAGGUCCGAGAGAAGAAGGGCCCCCUGCGCGCCGCCAUCCCCUACAUGCCGUUCCCCGUGGCUGUCAUCUGCCUCUUCCUCAACACCUUCGUGCCGGGGCUGGGAACGUUUGUAUCCGCUUUCACCGUGCUGUGCGGAGCCCGGACUGACCUCCCUGACAGGCACAUGUGUUGUGUGUUCUGGCUGAACAUUGCUGCUGCUCUGAUUCAGAUCCUGACAGCGAUCGUGAUGGUUGGCUGGAUUAUGAGUAUAUUCUGGGGGAUGGACAUGGUCAUUCUCGCAAUUUCACAAGGCUACAAGGAACAGGGGAUCCCACAGCAGCUGUAGUGGCUGGGACAAGUAUGCUCAGAGAGACACGGCGACAGAUUUCCUUUGGCAGCUGUGGGCCACGGACCUUUUCAUUACCCUUUGUCUUUCUUCUUCCUUUUGUUUUGUUUCCUUCUGUCUGAACCUGGUCCAUCUGCCCGUCCAGCAGAGCAGAGGUGCAGAGCUGCCGACAGAGACUUGCACUGAUCCCAUUGAGCAGCAGAGAUGGGGCAAGCACGGCAUGGGGUAGGACUGGUCCUGGCCAGCACACGAUGGGCAGCUGGUGAGGAGGAAAAGGAUGGUGCCAGGAGAAGGAAACACCCUUGGCAUAGGAGCUGGAGGUGCUGCUUUCUCUCUCCUCCCAGGAGGAAGUAGCUGAAGAUGUUUUGCCUCCUUUUUAUGCUCACUGUUAAAGGAAACUGGCUGCAGACAUCAAAUGCCAAGGAGCUAUUAAGAGAUAAUGUCUACAGUAUAUAAAAGAAAUCAGUUGUACUUUCCCCCACCCUGAGAGUCCAUCCUUGACUGCUUUGUGGUAGCAGAGGGCUCAGCCCAGCCUCCCCUGCUCACUGUGUAUAUAUGAUGCUCAGUGAAGCUCUGUCCGUGCAGAUGUCUUGAGAAACGUGCUUGCUGUAAAUCAUGCUCUACUGAUGAAGGGACUGAGACUAUCCCCUGCUUCCAUCCACUGGCACUCAGUGAUGACCAGACCUCCCACCAGCCCCAGGGGCACUUUAUCUAGCAAGGGACCUUGCCAAAGGCUUCUAUUGUAGAACAGUACUGGGGGAGCCAAGAAAGACUUUUCCUCCCCUCCCUCUGAAAGAGACUCGGUGGCAGUGUCUCCGUGCUUUGGAAAUGGUUCCCAUUACAGCCCAGCACGUGUUCCCAGCUGAAGCAGCAUCCCUGAUCCUCUUCUCCAAGGUAAGUGUCCAGAGCUCGAGUAUCAUGACCUGGUUCUAACCAGGUCUCAGCAGCAGCCCUGGUUG